Messenger RNA from Suillus fuscotomentosus, 1113 nucleotides. RefSeq names its product nucleophile aminohydrolase. Gene Ontology annotation, biological process: protein maturation. The record is from RefSeq and is a predicted model, not a curated record. Gene Ontology annotation, molecular function: threonine-type endopeptidase activity. Bases 1 to 1113 code for a protein of 370 amino acids. The transcript has 10 exons. NCBI's taxonomy places the organism in Eukaryota, Fungi, Basidiomycota, Agaricomycetes, Boletales, Suillaceae.
AUGAAGGAACGUUGUAUAUAUGUCGCAGUGCACGGAGGGGCAGGAUAUCAUGGAGUUGCGUCAGAACAAAGUGUCAAGAGUGCUUUGAAACGUGCUUGUGCUCGAGCUUUGUGGGGAUCACCACUAGACGACUCCUCUGCCAUUUCGGUUGUAGAGAGAGCCAUAGCCGUUCUCGAGGAUGAUGAAUACCUCAACGCAGGUUAUGGUUCCAAUCUCACAAUUGACGGCACUGUAGAAUGUGAUGCGGCUGUCAUGGACGGCUUGUCGGGAGAUUUUGGCAGCGUUGGUGCUGUUCCGGGGCUAAAAAAUCCAAUAAAACUGGCAUCAGCAUUGUUGAGGCACUCCAGAGAACUUGACCCUCUUGGGCGCAUCCGCCCCAUGACUCUUGCCGCAUCCGGAGCAUACUCGUUUGCAUUAUCGCAAGGUAUCCAAACCAUUGCUCCAAAUGAAAUGAUAUCGCCGCGAGCAACACACGAGUGGCAGAAGUGGAAAUCGCGACUGGAUCACCCCGCUGAUGGCGACCCAGGGUGUUUGCCUCAAGAUGCCAUGCAGGACACGGUUGGCGCUGUAGCCUGGGAUGAUGAAGGCAAUCUCGCUGCUGGUGUUUCAAGUGGUGGGCUGCUUCUAAAAUAUUCUGGUCGUAUCGGUGAAGCAGCUACCUUUGGAACCGGGUGCUGGGCGCAGCAGUCGCGCAGUGAAUGCUCUGGGAUGGCAUGCAGUAUUUCUGGAGCAGGGGAGCACAUAAUGCGGGUCGGACUAGCCCGUGUGCUGGGUGAAGCCUUACAGUCCCGGCAAUCAGAUGAUGGCGAGCUUGACACACACCACGUAUUGCUUCGAAUAUUAAAUCAGCAAUUUACUGAACCAUUGCAUCAACGAGGGGUGCAGAUGCCAAAUGCAGGAGUUUUGCUGUUGACAAAAGAACAAGGCGAAGAUGAUGAAGCAGUGCGCAAGUUAUGGUGCGCGUUCACUACAGAAAGCAUGGCGGUCGCGUACGCAAACACCACCAAACGCUCACCUAAGGCAUCCAUUUUGCGUCGUCCAGCACUGAUUGACUCUGCCGUAAAUGCUGACAAGUCGUCAGUGUUCAUAACUGCACUGCCUAUUCACCGGUAG